Eruca vesicaria subsp. sativa (arugula) is the source of this 957-nucleotide messenger RNA. The record is from the annotation of a GenBank genome assembly. Lineage: Eukaryota; Viridiplantae; Streptophyta; Magnoliopsida; Brassicales; Brassicaceae.
AUGGCAUCAGCUUCACCGACGGAGAACGGCGGCGUAAGUAGUAACUUGGAGAAGUUUCUCUGCGAGCGAUUGUUGGAUCAGUCGCAGCCGAUCUCAGAGCGAUUCAGAGCUCUCUUCUCUCUCCGCAACUUGAAAGGACCUGCACCUCGCAACGCUCUAAUCCUCGCAUCCAGAGACUCAUCCAACUUGUUAGCACAUGAAGCUGCGUUUGCGUUGGGGCAGAUGCAAGAUGCUGAAGCGGUUCCUGCUCUAGAGUCGGUUCUUAAUGAUAUGUCUUUGCAUCCUAUAGUACGCCAUGAGUUGACAGAAGCUCUUGGAGCUAUUGGUUUAGCGGGUAAUGCUGAUAUUUUGAAGAAAAGCUUGGUCUUGGAUCCAGAUCAGGAGGUUCGGGAGACAUGUGAGUUAGCUAUCAAGAGGAUUGAAGAGCUGAGUAGUGUCGAUGCGGAGAAGAACCAGUCAGACACGACAGAGAGGUCACCUUUCAUGUCUGUUGACCCUGCGGCUCCAGCUGCUGCUUUCUCUUCUGUCCACCAGCUGAGGGAGAUUCUUCUGGAUGAAACGAAAGGCAUGUACGAGAGAUAUGCUGCUCUUUUCGCUUUGAGGAAUCAAGGUGGAGAGGAUGUUGUUUCUGCUAUUGUUGAAUCUUUGAGUGCUAAUAGUGCCCUUCUACGUCAUGAGGUUGCUUAUGUCUUGGGCCAAUUGCAAAACAAAGCUGCAUUGGAUACUCUAAGCAAAAUACUGAGAGAUGUGAAUGAACACCCAAUGGUUAGACACGAGGCUGCAGAAGCGCUUGGUUCUAUUGCAGAUGAGCAGAGCAUCGCAUUACUACAGGAAUUUUCAAGGGACGCUGAACCGAUUGUUUCACAAAGCUGCGAAGUUGCAUUGAGCAUGUUGGAAUUUGAAAAUUCCGGAAAAUCAUUCGAGUUCUUUUUCACUCAAGACCCGCUUGUUCACUAA